Kickxella alabastrina is the source of this 276-nucleotide messenger RNA. RefSeq lists its product as uncharacterized. NCBI's taxonomy places the organism in Eukaryota, Fungi, Kickxellomycota, Kickxellomycetes, Kickxellales, Kickxellaceae. The record is from RefSeq and is a predicted model, not a curated record. The transcript has a single exon. The coding region runs from base 9 to 167 and encodes 52 amino acids.
AAUAAAAAAUGUUGUUUGAGAUAUCAAGAAAGAAAAAAGGUCUGGACCUGAAGCGAAAAGAUAUUAUUAUGUGUUUGAGAUACAGUGUUGGUCUGGAUGAAUGGAAUGAGGCAUGCGGCCGUUGCCUUUUUUAUACCAGGAACAGAGAGGUCGUCUGUUGGUUGUAGAGGGGGGAUAAUGGCCAGCGAGGAUGUAUGAAAACGUCAGAGGGUUGUGGAUGCAAAAGCACGGGCAUAAUGACAAAAGCAGACAUGUGCAUAUUAUCACCUUCCUUUU